This is a messenger RNA of Prunus dulcis (almond), 843 nucleotides long. RefSeq names its product probable E3 ubiquitin-protein ligase ARI3. Gene Ontology annotation, cellular component: cytoplasm; ubiquitin ligase complex. Bases 1 to 789 code for a protein of 262 amino acids. Gene Ontology annotation, molecular function: ubiquitin protein ligase activity; RNA-DNA hybrid ribonuclease activity; zinc ion binding. The record is from RefSeq and is a predicted model, not a curated record. The transcript has 4 exons. Gene Ontology annotation, biological process: ubiquitin-dependent protein catabolic process; positive regulation of proteasomal ubiquitin-dependent protein catabolic process; protein polyubiquitination. Lineage: Eukaryota; Viridiplantae; Streptophyta; Magnoliopsida; Rosales; Rosaceae.
AUGGGAUCUGCUGGGGUGUGGGGUUUGCUGAGGGAGGAAACCCUUGAUAUUUGGGGUUGGAAGGUGGUGGUGGUUGGGGCUGGAGUUGCCAUCUGUGAUCGCAGGGACAACUUGAUAUUCGAAAGUAGGAAGAAUCUCAAAAGUUUGAAUUUUGCUGUGCGGAGCAGGAAAACAGCUGAGCUUUUGGCUCUGAUUGACGGCCUUAAAGAAGCUUUCACUUUGAAGUUGAAAAGGGUCAUAUUUUCGGGAUCGUGGCACAAUGCCCUCAUAAAGACUAAGUGUGAAGUGAACAUUAUAACCUGUAAAAAAUUAUUGUCACCUGAACUUGCUGACGUUAUGAUCGAACGAAUCAAGGAGUCUUCUAUUCCUGUCACGGAGAAAGUUUACUGCGCAUUUCCAAUGUGUUCUGCCUUGAUGUCCAAAAAGGAGGUCUUGGAACAUACCAAGACUUCUUUUGUUAGUGAGGGAGGCAGGAAGUGCAUGAAAUGCCAGCUUUAUUUUUGUGUCAAUUGCAAGGUUCCUUGGCACUAUGAUAUGAGCUGCUAUGAUUACCAAAGAUCAGAAACCAAUUCCCUCGCAGAAGAGCAAUUGCUAAAAUCGCUUGCAAUGAAGAAACUAUGGCGGCAGUGUUCCAAGUGCAAACAUAUGGUUGAACUUGAUAGUGGUUGCUACCACAUCACUUGCAGAUGUGGACAUCAGUUUUGCUAUACUUGCGGAGCUGAAUGGAAGAACAAGAGAGCAACAUGUUCCUGCCCACUCUGGGAUGAGCAUCACAUUAUAUUGCCAUAAAGAUUGAGAAGUGUAAAACAGAUUGGCUGAUCCAGUCAUGUUUUCCUUUCUUCU